AUGUCUGCUAUGUUCAAGAACGCUGGCAUUAUCGGCGCCCUCGCCGCCACCGCCGCUGCCCACGGUACCGUCUCUGGCAUUGUCAUCGAUGGCAAGUACACGCAGAACUACAACCCGUCGAUGCAGUACACGACCCCUGCUCCCGUCGUCAUCGGCUGGGCCAUCCCCGAGGAUCUUGACAACGGCUUCGUCGCCCCCUCGGCCUACGCGGACCCCAACAUCAUCUGCCACAAGGGUGCAACCAACGCCCAGACCAGCGCCACCGUCGCUGCCGGUCAGGACAUCACCAUCGAGUGGACCGACUGGCCCGAGUCGCACAAGGGCCCAGUCAUCUCCUACCUCGCCAACUGCGGUGGUGACUGCACCACCGUCGACAAGGAGACGCUCGAGUUCGUCAAGAUCGACGCCGGUGGUCUCAACGUCGACAGCCAGACCUGGGCCGCUGAGGACCUGAUCGCCAACAACAACUCCUGGGUCACCACCAUCCCCACGAGCAUCAAGGCCGGCAACUACGUCCUGCGCCACGAGAUCAUCGCCCUCCACGGCGCCGGCUCCGCCGACGGUGCCCAGAACUACCCCCAGUGCAUGAACCUCGAGGUCACCGGUGACGGCACCGACGACCUCACCACUGGCGGUACCCUCGGUACUGCUCUCUACAAGGAGGACGACCCGGGUGUCCUGAUCAACAUCUACCAGACCCUCUCCACCUACGUCAUCCCCGGCCCUACGCUCUACUCGGGCGCCUCCUCUGGCUCCGCCACCGCCGCCGCUGGUGGCUCUUCCGCCGCUGCCUCGACCCCGGCCGCCACCACCGCUGCCACCAGCACCUCGGCCGCCGCCGCCGCCGCUACCCCGACCACCCUGUCGACGGCCGUCGCCGCUGCCGAUGCCUCCUCCACCACCGCCGCCGCCGAGCUCACCGCCGCCAUCCCCAGCUCCGUCCUGAGCGUCGCGGCUACCGCCAUCCCCACCGCCAGCGGCGUCGCCACCCCCGAGACCGCCAUCCCUGACAACUUCACCGUCAAGGACAUCCUCCAGUGGUUCUCGUACGUCAUGGAGAACUACUUCACUGCCGGCUCGACCAGCUCCAAGGCUCGCCGCCACGCUCGUGACUUCUAA
This is a messenger RNA of Lasiodiplodia theobromae, 1119 nucleotides long. Its product is annotated as Glycosyl hydrolase family 61. The record is from RefSeq and is a predicted model, not a curated record. NCBI's taxonomy places the organism in Eukaryota, Fungi, Ascomycota, Dothideomycetes, Botryosphaeriales, Botryosphaeriaceae. The transcript has a single exon. Bases 1 to 1119 code for a protein of 372 amino acids.